UAUCUAAGGAUGCUAUACCAAGCUGGGCAAUUACUAAACAUGGAGGAAGUUCUUGAGGCUGUGGAACCCAGAGUCACUCGGAUGAAUCAACAGCUCCUAGCUCCCUUUUCUAGGGAGGAAAUAUGGGAAGCUCUCAAGAUGAUGGCACCCACGAAAGCCCCUGGGGCAGAUGGAAUGCCAGCCUUAUUCUUCCAAAAGAACUGGGCAGUGGUGAGGGAUAUAGUAUGUUUGGAGUUGCAAAGAAUCCUAUUGACAGGACAAAUCCCCCCACCCUUAACCAUACAUUGUUAGCCCUCAUACCAAAGACGAAGGAACCAAAGUCCCCAAAGGAGUUCAGGCCAAUAUCACUUUGCAAGGUUCUUUACAAAAUCCUAGCAAAAGUAUUGGCGAACAGAUUGAAGAGGAUCCUGGACCUGGUAAUUACAGAAAAUCAAUACGCCUUCGUUCCAGGGAGAAACAUUACAGAUAAUAUAAUGGUUGGCUUUGAGUGCUUUCAUGCCAUGAAGAACAGGAAGCAAGGAAAGAAGGGUUAUGUGGCUGCAAAGCUGGAUAUAGCUAAAGCCUAUGAUAGGGUGGAGUGGCGUUUCCUAGAGAGCAUAAUGCUAAAGAUGGGAUUCCAUGAAGACUGGGUUCAUUUGAUCAUGCAAUGUGUCACUACUGUGACUUACUCAGCACUAGUGAUUGGCCAUUAGACUGAAAUCAUCACACCUUCAAGGGGAUUACGACAAGGGGACCCUAUUUACCCCUAUCUAUUCCUUCUAUGUGCAGAGGGACUAUCAGCCCUAACCAAAAAAGCAGUGGGAGAAGGGAAUCUAAAAGGAAUCAAGGUUAGUAGUAAUGGUCCUAUGAUUACACAAUUAUUCUUCGCGGAUGAUAGCAUUUUCUUCUUCGAGAACAAGAAAGAAGAGGGAGAGAUGCUAAGGAACAUACUACAAACCUAUGAGCAAGCCUCAGGACAAGAGGUCAGUCUUGCUAAAUCCGAAUUGUCCUUUAGUACGAAUGUAAGUGAUGAAGGUCGAAAGGAAAUGGUGGAGAUAAUGGGAAUGAGGACUGUCAUGCAUCAUGACAAGUAUUUGGGACUCCCCACAGUUAUAGGGAGAGCUAAGAAGGCUGUGUUUUCACAACUAAUCGAUAGGGUCAUACAAAAGAUUUAAAUGUGGAAGGGGAAGCUACUAUCCAAUGCUGCAAAAGAAGUUCUAAUAAAGGCUGUGACUCAAG
Linum trigynum is the source of this 1218-nucleotide messenger RNA. The record is from the annotation of a GenBank genome assembly. NCBI's taxonomy places the organism in Eukaryota, Viridiplantae, Streptophyta, Magnoliopsida, Malpighiales, Linaceae.